Messenger RNA from Pseudophryne corroboree (corroboree frog), 3589 nucleotides. RefSeq names its product centrosomal protein 120 (gene CEP120). The record is from RefSeq and is a predicted model, not a curated record. The transcript is spliced from 20 exons. Gene Ontology annotation, cellular component: centriole; centrosome. Lineage: Eukaryota; Metazoa; Chordata; Amphibia; Anura; Myobatrachidae. Gene Ontology annotation, biological process: interkinetic nuclear migration; centrosome cycle; positive regulation of centriole elongation. Bases 207 to 3179 code for a protein of 990 amino acids.
UAGCAGGGAGCGUGGUUACAUGCUGUGUGUCUGGCGGACACUCGGUUGCCAGGCGGAAGUAGUUGGUAGUCAGGGGGCGGGGACUCGCUGUGUUUGUAUUCAGAGAGAAGCGGCAAAUAAGGCAGCGGCGGCGGGUGACAGUUCCCCAGCCAGACCAGGAGCUGCACCUGACCAGCGCGGCUGCAUCUCCCCGCUUCUGUACAGUCAUGGGGCCCAAGUCCGAGCAGCUGCUCAUCGUCGUGUCCAUCCUGGAAGGGCGUCAUUUUCCAAAGCGCUCUAGACACAUGCUUGUUGUUGAAGCCAGAUUUGAUGGUGAACAGCUUUCUACAGAUCCAGUACCCCACUUAGAACAGCCACAAUUUGCUACAGAGUUAGCUUGGGAACUCGACAGAAAAGCUCUUCACCAACACAGGUUACAGCGAACUCCAAUCAAGUUGCAGUGUUUUGCCUUGGAUACAUUAACAUCUGCUAAAGAGUCUGUUGGAUAUGUUGUUUUAGACUUGAGAACUGCUCAGGAAAAGAAACAAGCUCCAAAAUGGUAUUCUCUCUUGAGCAGUAAGUAUACAAAGUUUAAACCAGAAGUGCAGCUCAAUAUUGCCUUGGAGUCGGACACCAAACCUGCAGUUGAUACUUUUAGAGCCAAGGAAGCUCCUCCACGAAGCAGUAAUGUCCUAGGUGAUCCCCCUGGGCUUGACCCAAAGAGCCUUGUUCCUAUUCUGAAUGAAACAGAAGGCUACCAUCAAAUUGGGCCAGUGCACUACUGUAAAGACUUUUUUGUUUUGUCUGUAACUGUUGCUUUUGCGACACAAUUGGAGCAGUUAAUCCCAAGCACUUUGAAGCUGCCUGAAUCACAGCCAGAAUUUUUCUUCUACUAUUCUUUGCUGGGAAAUGAUGUCGCAAAUGAACCUUUUACGGACUUGAUCAAUCCAGACUUUGAGCCCGAGAGAGCAUCUGUCAGAAUACGUAGCAGUAUGGAAGUACUGUGCAUGUAUCUUUCUGUGCAGCCUAAGAUUCAGAUACAUCUGUGUUGUGGUGAUCAGUCUCUUGGCAGCACAGAUAUUCCUUUAACAGGAUUGCUGAAGAAAGCCAGCACAGAAAUAGAGCACCACCCAGUGGUUGUAGAAGGUGCUUUCAUCCUCUCUCCACCUAACCGAGCAAAACAGUCGUCUGUGGUGGAUAGCUCACCAACUAUCGGGGUGUCAGUUGCUCUACAUAAAGAAGGGAAUUUACAGUCUUCACAUCGUCCUAAAGAAUUUAGUGAAGGUGUUGUUAACGGGAAAAAACAGUCAACGCCACCUAAAAAUUCCAAGGAACCGGAUAGUUUACCACCUAAACGUGAGCUGUUUGGCGAUUCCCCACCUACUAAAGAUGAAGCAACGGAGAGUGAAGUUGAGAGCUUGCAGUCUGUGCAGGCAGAGCCAGCACCUUCUCAGAUACAAAGGAGACCAGAGGCUCCAGGGCCGUCUGAGCUUCCUCUAGCAGCAGGUGCCCAGUCUCCACCACCUACUUCACAGAGAGCUUUGGAAGCUGCAAGGAGCAUCUCCGAAUCUACUUCUGGACCUAAAAUAGCAGUGCCCCCAGCUGCACACCAUUUCUGCUUCUCCCUUGAUUUAAGAAGCAUCAGUAAUAUUGAUGUUGGAUUUCCUGUAAACUGCAUGUUAAGGUACUCGUACCCGUUUUUUGGCAGUGCUGCCCCUAUUAUGACUAACCCUCCAGUGGAAGUACGAAGAAAUAUGGAGGUUUUUUUCCCCCAGUCUUACUGUGCGUUUGACUUUGCAACUAUGCCUCAUCAACUCCAGGAGACCUUCUUAAGGCUACCUCUCCUGGUUGAAGUGUGGCACAAAGAUAAGCUUACCAAGGACCUCCUGCUUGGAGUAGCGAGACUUCAGUUGUCGAAUGUUUUGACUUCAGAAAAGACGCAAUUCUUAGGACCCCAUGGUGACCAGUGUUGGAGACAAACAUUUUAUGAGAAGACUUCUGUUGUGGCCAUAGAGGGAUCUAAAAAUAAAGUGGCUGAGCUUUUAUACAUAAUAAUCUUAGAAGAUUAUGGACUUGUGAAAAAGCGAGAGGUUGUUGUGUCUGAGUCUUCUCAGAGCUCACUAUUGCAGAAACCUCCUCCCCCUCUGCCUCCUGUAGAACAUAUUGCGGAGCCUCGUGAGACUCUAGAGUACAAAGCUGCUCUUGAGCUGGAAAUGUGGAAAGAAAUGCAGGAAGAAAUGUUUGCAAGUCAGUUGAAGAAGAAGGAAUUGGCCCACAUGCAAGUCCUUGCUGAAGAAUGGAAACGAAGAGACCGAGAAAGGGAAGCUUUAGUAAAGAAAAAGGUUGCUGAAUACACAGUUCUGGAAGAACAACUGCAAAAAGCUUUGGUUGAAUUAGACAAGCGGGAGCGUCAACUUGCAAGUGAUGAAAUUGAGUUGAAGAAGGCAAAAGCAGAAAUCCAGUUACAGUGUGAAAGAAGUAUUCAGGAACGUCAAGACUCAAUUAGACGAGUACGAGAAGAUUCUGCGCAUCAAAUAGAGCUGGAGAGGUUAAAGGCCAGGCAGCUAGAGGAAGACGAGCUUCGUCUACAACAACGACUUCAAGAAGCAGAACAUAAAUGUAAAGCACUGGACAAGGAGUUCCAACAGUAUAAGGAGCAGCAGAGCAGUAAACCAGAAAUCCGAUUACAGUCUGAGAUCAAUCUUCUCACUUUAGAAAAGGUUGAACUUGAAAGGAAAUUGGAAUCUGCAACAAAGUCUAAGCUACACUAUAAGCAACAAUGGGGGAGAGCCUUAAAAGAGCUUGCAAGGAUAAAACAGCGUGAGCAAGAGAAUGCCAUGGCACGACUUAAAAAGCAACAAGAAGAACUUGAACAAAUGAGACUGCGCUAUCUGGCAGCUGAGGAGAAAGAUGUUGUGAAGACGGAACGUUUAGAGCUGGAGGAGAUCCGGAACGAGCUAAAUAGACUGCGGCUGCAGGAAGACCAAAAACAGCUAACUGAUGCAGCAAAACCUGCUGAGCAUAAAAUGGCGAGUUCUGGGACUAGAGCACAAGAUGAAGGCUUGGAUGAAUUUCUGUCUCGGCUUAUUGAAGAGAGGGACACCUUGCUGAGGACAGGAGUGUAUACUCACGAAGAUCGGAUCAUAAGUGAACUAGAUCGACAAAUUAGAGAGACAAUGGCCAAAAGAAGCAUUAGAUGAAGUACAUUUGUUUACAUCCCUUACAUCUUCCUCUGUUCUAAUUGAUUAGUUAUUCCCCUUUGGAGAAAGAUGUGGUGCUUAGCGAUCUAUUGCACAUUGUAAAGAUAUAUAAAGGGCUAGUGAUUUAUAUAGUUUCGUGCAUGAUUUUGCAAAGUUUUUGGACUGAGCAAUGAAUAUUUCUCUAAUGAUAUAUAAUUUCAAUUUGUACUAAAUUCCACUUUUUAUUUAUAAAAUUUAAACUUUUUUAUUUACAGUAUAUAUUUGUAAUAAUGUUAUGUACAUUGUCAUUCUUGUUGAAUUUGGUAGUCAAGUUAAAUAAACUAUGUGUAUUAUGUUUAAUUUGGAAAAAUGUACAUUUUGGAUGACACGUUUUGUAACCUUGUUUAAAUAUAUCAAUUAUUUUUCUUUAA